UCACACAAUUAGCAAUCCAUUUUGCACUUCUAUCCAAUUACUUCGAUAUACAUAAAUUUCUAUGGCUUUUAGAUCACUGUUUAGUCUAAAAUCCACAGUUAAUCACUUGAAGAGAAGGUGUUCUUCACUAAAUUAUGCAACAUCAGCCACGUCAAAACUUAAGGGAGCGUCACCACUCCGUCUCAAAGAGAUUGUUCCCAAGUCACGGAAGGGAGAUUUUGUGCCAGUAUGUAUGGCGCUAGGGAUGAUCGGACUGUCAACGAGUUUCGGGAUACAGACGGCGAUGCAGCAGCUGAGGCGAGCCCCUAAUGUACAUGUGAAGAAAUCAAGAAGGGAGACUCUGCCUGAACUAGUGGAACCAGAGCAUGUAGCUGAAGAGGCUGAAAAGUUUGUUAAUAAAUCUCUGUUUCGAAAGGUGGCUCAUGCUAGCACUAGCAGUACUCGUGGAAACAUUUAUACCAAGAAGCCGGGUGUGGAGACGUUGAAAACUAUAGGAGUAGAUCCGUAAAUGAAAGGCUUGGUUAUGUUGCAUUUUGGACUUCAAUUUCUAAUCUGUAAAAGAUGGUGAAAUGUUUUUGUGUUGAACUCAUAUAUUUAGGGAAACUUACGUAAAUAUAUUAUAAUAAAAUUAAUAAUUAUUAUUUUGAAAUGUAUUAAUUUAUGUAAUUUUUCUUAUCUUAGUUGAUGUUUUAAGUAUA
Solanum pennellii is the source of this 698-nucleotide messenger RNA. RefSeq lists its product as uncharacterized. NCBI's taxonomy places the organism in Eukaryota, Viridiplantae, Streptophyta, Magnoliopsida, Solanales, Solanaceae. Bases 62 to 508 code for a protein of 148 amino acids. The record is from RefSeq and is a predicted model, not a curated record. The transcript has 4 exons.